Messenger RNA from Aquila chrysaetos chrysaetos, 13325 nucleotides. RefSeq names its product BTB domain containing 8 (gene BTBD8). Bases 1364 to 5719 code for a protein of 1451 amino acids. Gene Ontology annotation, molecular function: protein binding. The record is from RefSeq and is a predicted model, not a curated record. The transcript has 12 exons. Lineage: Eukaryota; Metazoa; Chordata; Aves; Accipitriformes; Accipitridae.
AUUAUUUUUUAAUUGUAAUUUGUGCUUGUUCUGUAUUUUCUCAGUUAAAAGUCAAAAGGAAAAUCCUUCAUAUAGUAUAAAUAAGACAAAGAUGUCAAAUAUAAUGAUCAUUACACCUAAACAUACUUGAGGAAAUUCCAAAAAUAAAGCUGUUGAAGAAAUCUUAUUUAUUUGACAGCUACUGGAAAAAGUGUGCCAGCCAUUUUUGGAAUAUUACGUGAGGAGAGUGGAAAAACAGGAGGGUGUUUUAUACCAAAAUAAUUCCCAAUUUGCCUGUACGUUCCUUUUCAUUUUCAGAAUAAUAUAUACAAUGUGUGAUAAUAUGUAACAGUUAAUAUUUGGAAUUUAUUUUUAAAUAAUCACUUGAGUUGAUGCAAAGGCUAAGUAGUUAAUCUCAGAUCCAUAAAAGAUGAUAUAUAGCAACCAAUGUAAAUGUUGGCAUUUUCUUCUGGGAUAGUUUUUAAUCACAGUUUAAUACAUAAUUGUGUAUUAGUGAAGUAAGUUCUGACAUGUGUAAAUUCCCUGAAACCAUUUAUAUAUUAGCUGUUGAACUCUGCCACUAAACAUUAAAAUGCUACAAUUUCUUAAUGUUAGAAAUUGUUCAAAGUUUGUCUGUCUAAAAUAAAAAUAUGCAAUUGUUUAUAAUAUGUCCAAAUGUCAAUGCUUAGGUAAUUAAUUGAUACAGAAAAUAAAACUAUGGUGUUAAUUAUUAUAUAAAAUAAUUCAUAGUUUGCUCACUGUGCUUUUUAGUAUUUGGAAGGGGCAUAAUUCUCAGAUAUGAUGACAUCAAUAACAUUUUACAUAAUCCUUGGAAAAAAACUACAAAAAAAAAAAACCCUCUGCUGGCACAAAUAUCUUUUUCACUUGCUACCUUUAAAAUAGAGAAACUGAGAGUCUUCUAAAGAGUUUCUCAGUCAGUGGCUGAGGCUUUUAUAUCGACUGAACUUAGUGGUUGGGAGAUUAUUAUUAGGUCAAUACGUGUUCCUGUUUGAAGAUUAUUCUUUGGCAAGUUUCACACUUGGUUAUCAGUCCAUUUCUGCAGUAAAUUCUGACUGAACAAAGAGGUGAAAUUAGCAUGUAAAUUGUCUUGUAAGCAAAAUGCAUAUAUCAAAAUGAUUUUUGAUUCCUGUUGCUACUGCUUUCUCUUUAGUCGCAUGUUGGGCAUUGCAGAUAUGUAUGGGCUAGAUGGGCUGAAAGAAGUAGCUAUCUACAUUUUGAAAAGAGAUUACUGCAAUUUUUUCCAAAAGCCUGUUCCUGGAAAACAGCAACCUGUACUAGAGUGCAUGGCUAUUGCUUAUUCAUUGGGAGUGGAAAACCUAUAUGCUGCUUGCAUGAAAGGCAUCAUUUAUGCUAACAAGUGAAGAUGGAACAUUUUUCAUCUUCCUUACCUAAGAAAGGCUCUCUUUUCAACAGAUGGGUAGGAAAACAUUUUGCAAAAUGUUUGUCAGAGAGAAGCUUUGCCGGUUUACCUACUGAACUUCAAAACAACUGUCUUGUUAUGUUGAUUAACUCUUUGAACAAGAAGAAUGCUGCUUUCCUUUUGAUGGAGAGUGACCGGCUGAUCAAUAGUCUUCCCCAAGUGAAAUGGACAGAGACAGCUGUGGCCUUGGCAUCUAGGCUACAAGAAGAAUGUGUAACAUUUAUUGUGGCAAACUUCCUACAUGUAGUACAAAGUGAAGGCUUCUCUAUUUUGUUGCAGGCACAGGCGAUGAGCAGCAAACCUGACCUUCUAGAACUAAUUUUUAAUGCAAUUGAAAAAAGUAUUAAUAAUGAAAAUAGCUGCUUGCUUCUUGUAGCUGUGGAUACAUUGUUGGACUCCACAAAUGUGAAGGAGAUGGGGUUUACGUGCAAGAUCCAGGCUCUGCGUGAUAAGCUCUGGGUCUUCCUGGUUCAGUCUUUUUAUGCUGUUCGUCACACAGAAAGCUGGAAGCUGAUGAGGCCAGACCAUCAACAUAAAAUACAAGCAGCUGCAUUUGACAAGGGUGAUGACCGAAGACUUGGUAAAAAACCUGUAUUCACUAGUUCUCAGCUAAACAAAUCUAUUACCGAAUCUGUUGUUAUAAGGAAUACUUCCUGGACAGAACACAGCAAGAAAGAUUGCUGGGGAGAUUCUUCCACUAAUCAGGAUAAAAUGAAAUCUGAUGGAUUAGGAGCAUCUGGACAUACAUCCAGCACCAAUAGAAACACUGUUAAUAAGGCUUCAAAGCAUGAGGAUGUUAAGGGGAAAGAUGGCAAAAAAAUGGUUUCCAAGAUUACUAAGGAUUCAAAACCUGGGGAAAAAGCCUCUUCACCAAAGGCUAGAGCUGUUAUAAAGACAAAAAUAGAAAAUAAUGGAAAUGUGAAGGCUGAAAGCAUGCUUACCAAGCAAGAUAUAGAAAAGACACCAUCUGCAAGUGGACAAAAAAAUUCCGGAAGUGGCAAAGGACUAAAGAACCAUGAAGGAAAAAUUGCAGGUGCCAGACCUAAAGUGCUGACAGUAACAUCAAGCAUGCAGAUCAAAACAAAACCAUUGAAAAAACCUACAGGGAAGGAAUCUCCCUCCUUAGUGACUGUUGCAGGAACUUCCAGCAAGUCAGCAAACUCAAACAUAGAUAUCCAGACUGCCAGUGAACAGGCAGAGGAACUCAAAGAGGAUAAACUGGUAGAGGAAGGGAAAAAACAGACUGUAAAAACAAAGCCAUCUGUGAAGACACCAAAUGGAGUCACUAACAAAAAAAAAAAGACUGAGCUUGAGGCUAAUGUCACAACAAGCAGUCUUACAAAAAAAUCAACUGGAAAAGGGUGUAAUGAACAAAAUGUACAAGCUGUUCUAAAGAAAAAAGUGAAUGUGAGUAGCAAUUCUGCAGCACAGCAAAAGGCUCAAAACACACCUACCAAUUCUCCCAAGAACCAAGGACCUCAGGGAGAAUCACCAAAUUCACUGAAAUCAGGAAUGUCUCCAAAACAUAAUGAAGAAAAAAAUGUGUUGCAACAUCUGGUUCAGACAACACUCCCAGAAAAACAUCCUUCAGCCAAGAAGAGGAGCAUUAAGCAGUCACAAACACCUGUAGCAAAAGCCACCGCAAAAGUAACACCUAAAACUUUGGUUCCAUCAAAGCAUGCCGAGAUGAUGAAUAACAAAGAUCCAAAACAAAAAAUGGCUGGGCAAUCUGUAUUAAAAUCUCAGUCCUCUGCCCAAAAAUAUUCAAGGAGUGAAUCUCCUGUUGUCCAGAAGAAUGUGCACACCUCUGAGCACAGAAAUUCAGGACAGAAACUUGAAAAAAACAUGGCUGAUGCUGUGGCAGGUCAGCUUCAUGACAGUAAUGAAUGCUAUUCUGCAAAGCAAAGUGAAUCUUUAAAAUCUGUGAUGGAAAGUAGCAGUGAAGAUAAACUGCUGGCAUCCUGUCAACCCAAUAAACAAAAAUUAUCAGAUCCUUCUGAAAACGUGGAAUACAAAAUACAAUCCGAAUCUUCUUCUCCUCUAAUUACAGAAGAAACUAUUUCUAAACCGCAAAUUUCACUGCAAAAUGAAAUGGAAGCAAGACAAAUCUGUGGAGGUCAGACUGGAAUUAAACAGAUUGAAGAUACAGAGAAAGAUGAUAAUGCAGCUGAAUUUCACUGUCAUGCACAGCCUUCCAGUGAUGGAUACUCAGACUUUUCCAAGGAAACGAAUCAAAAGGCUACUGCUUCAGGAGAACUGGUGAAACAUUCAAAAGCAACUGAAGUCUGUACUGAGCAAAGUGAUAAAUUAAACUCUGAAACAGACCUUAACUACAGUGAAAAUGCUUUACCAAGCUUUUCCAGAACGAUAACCAAUAAAGAGGAUGAGACAUCUCCUCAGAUUCAUAUGGAGGGAUUUCUUACAGCUGAUGAGCUGCAUGAUACAUCAGCCUUGACUGAAUACAAAUCAGUUACAGCAGAUUUAGAUGAUGUUUCGGAAUGUUCUACAGAACAAAUAACAGAAAAAUGUUCACCUAGUUACACAGAGCCUAUAGAUCCUACAGAAAUGCCAGAAAACCAGGAAAAUGCAGAAAUUCCCUUCGUGGACCACUGGAGUACUGGUGCACUAGAUCCAAAAGAGAGUCCUGAGUCAGAUACUGGCAGUGCAACCACAUCCUCUGAUGAUAUAAAACCAAGAUCAGAAGAUUAUGAUGCUGGAGGCUCUCAGGAUGAUGAAGGAUCCAAUGAAAGAGGGAUUUCUAAAUGCAGCACUAUGUUAUGCCACGAUUUUCUUGGAAGAAGCAGCAGUGACACAAGUACACCUGAGGAAUUAAAAAUUUAUGACAGCAGCCUAAGAAUAGAAGUGAAAAUGAAAAAAGAGGGUUCUGAUCUCUUCCGUGUUAAUUCAACGAGUGAUGAUGAAAUACCAAGAAAAAGACCUGAAAUUUGGUCCCAUCAAGAAAGUGCAAGGACCAAUACUAGAGAAAGCAAAAGUUCUACUUUUGGUAAUGCACAGUUUACUCAGGAAGCAGACCAAGUUUCUUCUUCUGCUGAUGAAACAGAAGAUGACAGAUCUGAAGCAGAGAAUGUUGCAGAAAACUUUCUUCCAUCAAAUGUUCCUACUCAACAGUUCCAAGGAAUUGAUAAUUUAGCUUUUGAAGAUGCAACAGAAAAUGAUACUGCAAGUCAAGAGUUUUCUAAAACUAAAAAUUUCAAACGUUCUGUUUUACUUUCAGUAGAUGAAUGCGAAGAAUUGGGAUCUGAUGAUAAAGUGGAAACUCACACUUCACAUCAGCAUUCAAUAGAUUCUCUUACUCCUUCAGAAGUAUUUGACAGUGUUUCUCAAGAGCACCAUGGAAAGACUUUUUAUUCAAGAUACUCACUGGAAAUUGAAGAUGGAUUCCUAGACUGCAAACAGCAUAAGGAUGGAGACAAUAGAUCAGAUAAAACUGAAAGUUCUCUCCUACAUCUUCAUGGCACUGAAAUCCCAGGGAAGGAGAAUCAAGGUGCUUCAAUGACUGAACAAAAUUGCCCAGAGAAAGUAUAUUCAGCAGCUAGUCCAUGUACAGGAGAAAAACAAAAAGUAAAUACGAAGAACGAGGUGGCUAGUGAAUUUCACCAGUGCAAUAAAUACUUAGACAAUGAUGCAAAAUCUCAAGAAAGACCAUGUCAUUUGGAUCUUCAUCAGAGAGAAACUAAUUCUGAUGUGCAAAAGAGCAGCUCUGCAAAACCUGUAGAAGCCAGUAAGAAUCAGAUACUGACUCAGGAAGGUCAAGUGAGAGACAGUCAACCAGCAACUACUGAAUGCGCUAAUACUGAUUUACUUCCAGGAGACAUAGAUGAUUAUGACACAAUGGCACAAACCUGCAUGUAUGAGCAUCGGCCUUCAAAAACCCUUUCUCCAAUAUAUGAGAUGGAUGUUGGAGAAGCAAUUGAGCAGAGGAUGGAUUCAGAAACAGCAGUUCUAGAUGUGGAUUUUGAAGAUCAGCAGUUUGCAGAACAGGACUGGACUCUUCUCAGGCAAUUGUUAUCUGAGCAGGACUCAAAUAUAGGUUUCAAAAACUCUGUUCCUGAAGACCUUAACUUAGCACAAUGUCUUAUUAAUCAGACACUGUUUCUGGCACGAGAUGGUUCGAAUCCUCAGGGUACAUCACAAGUUGACACAUUCAGUAGGUGGACUGAACUAAUGUCUCCACUUGAUGAUUCUUCAGCAAGCAUUACAGUGGCAAGCUUUUCAUCUGAAGACUGUUCGUCCCCUCAAGGGGAAUGGACAAUUCUUGAACUGGAAACCCAUCAUUAAGGUGAUCAACUGUUUGCAGCUGAACUCCAACCCAUUCCCCAAAUCUAUUUUUGAUGAGUUGUUUCCAAACAGUAAUGAAAUACUGCAUCAGUCAAGAACAAGCAAUUCUUGAUACUGAGGCAAUCUUUCUGAUAUAAUGAGGUAAAUAUGUUAAUUUAUAAUCUAGAUUUAAUCACAAGUACAAUAAUUUUUCAAGACUUACAUGUAUGUCUUUUCUAAAAAUGAACUUUGAGCAUGUAUUUUCUAGAAUUGUUAGAAAAAUUAGAUGACAUGAAAGAAAAAUCUCAGUUUCCACUCUCCGUUUUAUCUUCCUUUCUGACAUUUAAUACUCUCAUUGAGCAAGAAUUUAAAGAUGACUGCACAAUUAGCAGAGCUAUUCCCCUCUCUUCUUUCCCCAUCUCUAUAUGGUGACUUCAUUUUACAACAAUAAAGAUUCAGAAUGGUUGUGUUGAAAGGUGAUGUGUGCCAACGCUGCUUUAAAUGAUGGAAAUACAUACUUACAUUCAAAGAAAACAUUUCAAUAUGAAUUUGCCUUGGGCCUGAUUAAUAUGAGCAGCUUGUUUCAUCUCUUUCUUCCAGAUUUGGUUUUUGUAUUUGGUUUGUUUUGUUUAGAAUUUCCCAAUAAAUUUUUUAAAUUGUCUUUCCUUUAAGACUUCUGAGGGUCUGUGCUAUAGGAAAAGCACUGUUUCUUUCUUGGAAAUGCACAUAUUUAAGUAAAUAUUUUUAAUGGCAUAGUGCAUGAAUUCAGAGGAGUUGAUAGAAUGCUGCUCCUGUUCUAAAAAACAGUAUGUCUGAUACCUUCAGAAGUAUAUCUCAGUCUGAAGUCAUGGUCAGUGUUACAUCAGAAGUCUGAUGUUGACUAGAAUUGCCUUCAGGCUUCAAUUCAUUAUACUUGCACCCUUCUGAUGCUGUCUGAGGCAUAGCAAGAUUCUCAGGAAUUUCGUUUUGUUUGUUCUCAUAGAUGCUACAUUUUUGGAGGGGUAACGGGAUUCUUGCAUCUUCAUUAAUACCUCUAGUGUAGCUUUUAUAUUGAGACUAAAUGUCAACAUAACUAUUCUUCUGACUAAGAGUAAAAUAGGAUAUACUCAGUACUGCUCAUUAUGCUGCUUUUGGCUAUUAAUUUGGCUGUGAAUAGGACUGUUUAUUGUCUUUUCUGAUUUGAUGGGGGAGGAAGCGAGUAAGAAACUAUUUGUAAUUCUUACCAAGUCAAGCUCCUCCUGAAACAUAUAGGGUUUUUUCCCUGCAAAGGUUAGGCCCUCUUAAGAUAUCUGCAUUAUGGAAAUAGUAGGGCUUGUCUUUCACACAGCUUAAAAUCCAAACAGGAGGUAUUCUACCAUCUCUUAGUCAUUAACAGAAGUGCCUUCAGAGGUGGGUGCCAUAUGGCAGUAAAAGGCUACGAACAGGUGGGGGUUUUUGUUAAAACUAUUUAAGAUAAGUGCACAACUUAAGCUGGCUGUAACCACUGAUAAUAUGGUCAGUUUUGCAAGCUUUUGCACAAUUCCAACAGUGCACCUUGAUUUUCUUUAGAAGCUUCAUUUCUUUUUAUCCAUAGUCAGAAACUCUUCAGUUCUGUGGAAAUAUGAAGUUGCCCCAGCAUAUGACUAAACAAGUUAUAGCUUGUCUUAUCUUUGGACUUGACAUAAUAAAGAGCUCUGAGGCAAAAUAAUUUAUCUAGAAAGCCACUUUGUUGAACUUCUGAUACAGAAGUGAUGUUUUAUUUUCCCAAAAAUAAAUGGAGGAAGAAUUUUAUCUCAUUCUUUAAUAUCAAGCCAGGAAAAAAAAAGGAAAGCCUUCCUUUCUCUCUGUGUCAGUGCAGGAGCAGGACUCUAAAUUCAGCGAAGGAAGAUGUUCAGUCUCAUAAUAAAAAUCUUUCCCCUAGUCUUUUAGCUUUUAGCAGCAUAAAUAGUUUGAGAUAUUAUAAUUCAAAGUAUUGUAAAUGUAAUAUGCUGUAUUUACCCCAGUCUUCAUAUUGAGGGAGUUAGAAGAACCUUUAAAAGCAUAAAUCAUCAAGAAAACCUCUUUUUCACCUUCAAGUUUACAAGGUAUAGCGAUAGUGGAUAAUCUUUUGGAUAAAUGAAAGAACUAUAGUAUUAGCCAUAGUAAAAGAUGAAACUCUAUAGAAGCUCUCACAGAAGGCUUGAGGAAUGGUGUUUUCUCAAUUUCUAUGUAAGAGACUAAAGUAAAAGUUAUUUACAACAAAGUUUAAUCAACUUUAAAAUCCUGAUGAUGUUCUGGUAGUUGGCAUUCACAUGUUAACAUCACAUCAUGGAAAGGAGAAGGUAAAAGAUUAGGAAAAGUAACAGAAAGCAAAAGAAGGGUUCCUUUUGUCUAUUUUUUUGCUUUACCCAGAUUUUUAACUUCUUACUGAAUUGAAAAAGUAACACUGAAAAGCGGCACACAAAGUUCCAUGUUUGUCAUGUGAAAUAAAAUCAUGUAUAGGGGUUUUUUAAUUGUUUCUUUUCUUUGCAUUUACUUUUCCAGUUGUAUGAAAAUUUAAUUAGCUUCUCUCUUCAAGUCCCCAAUGAUGUUGUUGCAAUUCCGUUAAUAGUUUUGCAGUAGACCAGUGAUUAAGAUUUGGUAUAUUGUUCAGCUGGUAUGUAUGCAGCCAUAAAAUUCAGCUUCCCACAGCCCAAUAGUCUCUGUAGAAAUAGCAGGAAUAGAAAGCGGUAUUGUUUUUAAUUCGUGUUACCAGAGUGCCUGUGAGGCUUAAUCAGCCCAGCAUCCCACUGGCUAGACAUUGUACAAACACAGAACAAAACCAAAGACUUCCCACAGAGUGGUUAUAAUCCAAGUUAAGACAAAAGACAAAAAAAAAAAAGGAUGGAAAAGUAAAAUGAGAGUGUCAAUAUUUGUCUAGCUGAUUAGCAAUGGUUUCAGCACACCAUCAGUUUAAAUAUUGUCAUUUUUUUCUUCUGUAUGCAUUACGAGGAGGGGAAAGCAGAGGGUGAGAUUUGGAGGGUGGGUAAUAAGGGAGCUGUAAGAAUCUAUAUUCCUGACCAGCCCUGUGUGCCAUCUAAACUCUGCUCCUGUUUGACCUUGUUUAGUAGUCCCUCCUUAUUCAGGAGGAUGUUCAAACUUCAAGUAAGUGUAGGUGGCUAUCUGUUUAAUAGUAUCAGUCAUCUGAGUUCUCUGGAGUCCUGCUCAUGCUUCCUGACAGUGAUUUUGCCAGUGUAUUGGCCUCUUCUCUAAAACAUGAGAGAAUGGACAAAGGUUUGUUUGAAAACUUCAUAUAUAAACAACCAAAAGCUAGUGUCGUGGGCUCCAAGUGAAUAGUGAUUAAGAGGUCCUGAAUGACCUCUAAAGUAAAGGCAAGGUAUGUAUAUCUGAUGAAACAGUGAAGAAACUAAAGAAAAAGAUGGCAUAGUCAAAAUAAUGUUUAAGAAUUUACCUUUGCAGUGGUAUUUUGAAUGAGUAAGAGCAUAAAAUUGCUUUGUCAAAGCCUGAGAAGGCAAUGUUGCAGUCAACAGGUGAUACUGACAGCUUACAUGAGACUGUUAUGUGAAUGGGUAAAGAUGUCUGUAUCCUACAGGUAGUAACGAGAAAUUUAGUGAAAUAUCAGUGAAAUUUAAAGAAGACUCAGAAAUCUGAGUUUAAGAUAGUGACCCUGGUUUUGCCUACCUUGAAUGACAUGUUAUAAAAGUGAAAAAUAAGGAGGGACGUUUUAUGUGUAUGGAUGUAUUAAGUUUAAAAUAGGCUAGACCUCCAAAGGGUGAUGUCACUAGGCAUAACUACCUUUUUUGCUUGGAAAAUUAAGAGUCUAGUCUGGAAUGGAGAAGCCAUUCUGCAGGUUUUUCACAUACAGAUGCUAGCUAAAAUAGUAUUUGUGGAAUAAAUCACCAAAAGACAUAUUGUGGAGGGAAAAGAUUAGGAAAUGGAGGCCCAAAUACUUGGAACCCUACAGUAAACUGAGGAAAGUGGAGGUUCUUCCAAAUGAUCUGCUCAAAAAAACAAUUAGGGAAACAAAGAACAUAAACAAAGAUGGUGACAGGAGUCAAAUGAAGAUGACAGGAUAUAAGGAAAAAUGCACUAUAUUUAGCUUCAUUGAAGAUGGCCCACAAGACAGAUGAGUAGAAAAUAGCAGUUUUGAGACUGGUUAAGAACAUGUUCUUAGGGACUGUGAUCAAAAUGAGAUAUUGGCGUCCUCAGAAUGAAAGGCAGGCAGAUGUCAGUUUGGUAGAGUAUGACAGAAUUGCAGGAAGGAAACUGAGCUUAGUCAUUAAGAGAGAGGCAACAGUUAGAAAAGCAUGUCAGUUAACAAUAUAUUUUGGUUUGUUUUUUAAAGGCAUAAGCUUAUACCAUAUUUAUAUACUGUGGCAAAAGAGAUGAGGAGACAGACCUAAAGUGAAGAUCAGGAGAGAUUAAGUAUGCAUGAAAUGAGAUCAGCGGGCAGUCUGGGCUGCUACCACAAGUGAUCAGAUAAGAGCAUAAGAAAAGACAAACAUCUGCUUUUGUGGUAGGGGUAGUGGAAAGGACACUCCAUUCAUUUUUCCUCUUAGAAAAACUUGCUGUAGAAUAAUAAAAUUACAGAAAAAUUGCAGAAAACCCACGGAACUACAGAAAAACACAGGCUUGAAGGGACCUUCAAAGGUCUCCAGUCUAACCUGCUAAAAGCAGGGGGUAAGUUCAAAGUUAGAUCAGGUUGUUAGGGCCUUGCCUUAUCAAGGUCCAUAGCACGUAAAACAGUAAUAAAGUCAGCAGGCAGGAUACACAGUGCUCACGGGAAAUAGUUAUUUGAGAUAAAAAUAUUCUCAUUCUAAUAAAACUACUUUGGCAUUGUUGGAAAAUAUUAGUAAUGAAGUACAAGAAAUAUGGCUUGCUUAGCAAUAAUUUUAAGUUCUGGAUGAUAUGUGACUGAACUGUACACGUUUAAUAAUCUUAUUCCACACUUUUUAAGGUUUUAAAUUAUUUCAAAGUUACACUGACUUUUUGAGUUUGCAAAUUUUAUUAUUGUUUUGGAGGAACUAGUGGGCAAGAGAACUUCCCAUAUUUCUCACAAAGACUGUCUACAGGAUCUGUUCCCCUAGCAUUGUCUAUCUCAGUUUCUUUCAGGGAAUAUGUACAAGAAAAAUUAAGGCACCUGUUCUAGGUACAGAUUGUAGGAGACUAUUUUAAAACUUUGAAUAUAUAUUAUUGCCAUCUGAAAAAUAAUUAGCAGCAUGCUUGUUGCACUUUGCUCCAGAAAAUCUAAACCUUUGCAUGAAGGAAUUAAGAACUGCUAUUAUGUUGUUCAUCUGUUGCUCAGAACAAAGACAUUUAAGAAGUCAUUAUUUUGCUUCCACUAAUGUCAAAAGAAAAACUCCUGUUGACCUCAGCUGAAGCAGGUUCAGGGCUUACCUAUAUUAAAUGCAUGUACUAGAAAUGCUAUUUUUCCAAUAUAUCUAUUUCAUAGUUUUCUAGUUUUACUCUACUAAUAACAUUGUACAGUUGUAGAUGUGACAAAUUGCAGCUAGAAAGACUUCAAUUUAGGAGUCAUAAUUGUAUGCAUUCUGUUAAUAUUUCAUGACUGGGAUGAUUUAACAUUUGUACAUUGAUAGAUGAUAUUCUUGCUAGGACUGCACAGGAAUUGAGGACAAAAGACAGAAUGAGAAGUAGCAGCUUUGUUAAAAUGGAUGAUUCCACGCAAAUGGGCUUUGAGAUUUGAAAUCCAGUGUAAUUAGAAGCAUUCAUCUCUUGCAGAAAAUCCAUACUGGUUUUCAGCCCUAUCUCUUGAACACAAGCUAUAUGUGCUAUUUUGGAAAAAUAAGCUUUAAUGUGUGCAAUUUUGCAAAAAAAUUACAGCUCAAAUCUAUUCUUUGGCUAAUUUAAAACCAAGCCUCCUAUUGACAACUACUACACAUGUUUAAGGAAACUAAACCUAUAACAGAGGAAAGUGAUUUAUAUAAAAAGUGGCUAUCAGUUGGGAAAAAAUACUGGGUUUGGUAAUUUUUUUUUUUUUUACCUUUGGUAACUAGUAACUGAAGAAGCUAUACAGUCCAUGCUUGCACACACACCUGUUUAUUUCUUGCAUUUGACCCUCAUUUUAUACUUAGCUUUGCAGUCAAUACUGUGUGGUCAGUUAGGCCACAGUUCUGCGAACAUGGGAACAAAUCCACUCAAACAUUUGCGGAUUGGCUUUCAGGUUAACAUUCACUUUUCAGAAAGGGUAAUGGAACUGGCACUGGGGGCAGGCACUGUGCAUACUUGUGUUUUCAUUUGGUACUCAAUGAGGUUCUAAUCCUGAUGAACCAUCUGCACACAGUUAAAGUAUGAAAUAAUUAAUAACGGAAUUCCAUUAAGUUGCUUCCCUAUUCUCCUUGAUUUAUCGCUGAAGUUCCCAGCUCAGAAGACUGUUCCAUUAGAGAAAUCAAAGUCCUAAAAAGUCUAACUUUUUGCAUUACAUGCAACAGAAGAUCUUUCGCUAUUGCAUAGUAAAAUAUGAAUACUGAUCAGAUCUUCAGUAACUGAAGCCUCAAUAUUUGGGGGGGGUUGACUCAGUAACUAGAUAUAUUUAACAAGGACAUUGAUGGUCAAAAUAGUUUUUGUAUGUUAACAGAAGAUGACUUAACAGGAUUAGAGUAAGUGCAUAUUAUGGUGAACCUCAACAGAGGCUCACAUGUACAAAUCUGGGGACUGAGCCCCGGUAGUAAAAAAAGUGGUAUAAAACCCAUCAGGUUUUAUAUUUAUGCAUGCAAGUAAAAGUGACUUGUUUUUUUCUCAACUCCCACUGAAAUAAGUGAGCAGCAUCCAAUCUACAUUUAUAAAAAUCAGGAUAUUUUUAAGUGUCUGAACAGAAAGACUGGUAACCCAAGUAAAAAUUUUGGCUCAUGUAACUUACUUUCUAACUGUAUGAGCCAGUUUUGAGACUGAUCUCACCAAAUGACUUUAAUCUACAGCAUCCUCGUUUAUGCAAUCCUUAUUUAGUCAUUUGUGUGAUUUUCUUGCACUUGUGUUUAAUGGAAUCAUUUUAGUUCUUCGCUUCUUUUUUUAUAACCCUCUUUUGAGAGUGGCAUGGCAUCCUGCCUCUCAGUAGAAUUGUAUCAAUGUGCUUAAGAUCAGUAUAAAUAGGACAAACCGUAUGUACAUGCCAGAUUCAGUGUAGGUAGCAUAAAGAGUUUUUGCUACCUUCAUAGAAUGAGGUAAUUUUCAUGUGUGUGAACAUGAGACCCACCUAUAAGUCAAACCUCCUACCUGUAACAAAAUGUCCUCCUCUAUCUUUAUGGUAGAGAAGGAAACUUCAAUCUCUACUUUCUGGACUAUCGUGUUCUAGUAAUCAAGAUUAAUCCUAUAUAUGUGUAACAGGAUGCAUUUGGAGAAAAGUUUGAGUCACUACCUGUAGUCCAUGGCUUUAUGGUCCUAGAAUAUUUUGACCACUCAGUAUUUGGGAGGGUGUUAAGCUCUCAAACUGAAUGCUUGCAUGUUUUCCACCUGCUUGCUUUUCAAACCUAGAUAAUUAGCUGGGGCCCAAGUAACCAUAUUUCCAAAUGACUCCUUGUGAACACAGUCUUCUGUUUCCAGAAUCUCUGUACAGUUGCAUAGUCCCACAAGCUUUCUUCUCCAUGCUACAUACUGAAGAUUCUUAGUUGAUUUCUGUAUGACAGAAAACAAUAAAUCCUAUGUGUAACUUAAA